AUGGAUUCCUCAAAAAAAGGAAGUGUGAUCAGCGUCUGUUCCCAGAAGAAACGGGGGGAGAAGAGAGCAAUCCCAGAGGAACAAAAGGAUGAGAGGUACUACGAGAGACGUAAACGCAACAACCAGGCGGCUAAGAAAUCGAGAGACGCACGCCGCAUUCGAGAGGACCAGAUUGCAAUGCGAGCAAUGCACCUGGAACAUGAAAACGCUAUGUUAACUGCCCAGAACAUCACACUAAGGGAAGAGAUACAGACCCUACGCCAGCUGAUUCUAAAGUGCAACAAAAGUUCACAAAGUAACUAACUAAUUAUAAUCUAUACUGGCUUUGUUAGUUUAUUGUUCUGAAAUUUAUUGGAUGUUAUGUUAAUAAACCAUUUUAAUUUAA
This is a messenger RNA of Homalodisca vitripennis (glassy-winged sharpshooter), 385 nucleotides long. Its product is annotated as D site-binding protein. Lineage: Eukaryota; Metazoa; Arthropoda; Insecta; Hemiptera; Cicadellidae. Gene Ontology annotation, cellular component: nucleus. The record is from RefSeq and is a predicted model, not a curated record. Gene Ontology annotation, molecular function: RNA polymerase II cis-regulatory region sequence-specific DNA binding; DNA-binding transcription factor activity, RNA polymerase II-specific. Gene Ontology annotation, biological process: regulation of transcription by RNA polymerase II. The coding region runs from base 1 to 303 and encodes 100 amino acids. The transcript has 3 exons.